CUACAAUCAAGGUCUAAUGGUGUGUUCUGUAUAUAGUACCAUAGUGAAGACGUAAUGACGGUCAUAGACAACUAUAUUUUAUAGACCAGAAACGUGACAGUGGUUAAGUGUGAUAAUUGAUAAAAAUAUAAAAUAAACACACGCUACUAUACUAUAGUUUAAUAAUUAAUAAUUUAACCAAAUUUGUUUUAUUUUUCAAGUAUUAUAAUAGAGUAUUAGAGCCGCAGACGGUAGACUUCAGUUAUAAGUGAGUAAUAAGUUUGGUAUUUUAGAUUACAGCAUGUUCAAUGAUGAUAAGAUUUAUUUUUUAACACUGUCAUCGAUUUUAAAACAUGGUUUUUACUUUAGUUGUUGAUAUUUAAUUUACACAUUUCUUUCUGUCAAUCACAUGUGAAAUUUUGUGUCAAUUUUCAGUAAAAUGGGUAAAACAAAGAAAAAAGUACCUAAAUGUUUUGUGGCGAAGCCAUAUACAAAUUUAGCUGAUCAAAUCACCGGGGACCAAAUAGUGUCCAACAAAAAAAAGGAACCUAAGAUACGACUACGCCAAGAUGAAAGUGAAGAGGUAAUGACAUUACUAUGUGUUAUUGUAGUAUAGAUAUAAAAUUUAAAAAUAAAGGAUAAUCUUAUGAUUUAGGUUAUUAGUUCACAAUUAUCCAAACGGAUAUUGGAUCAAGUCAGAGAACAAAAACAAGAAAUAACUGAUAAUGGUAAGUUUAAACAAUAUUAUUUAUUAAACAUUAAUCAGUGAGAUGCAUACUUUUUUAUUUAUCUAUGGUUUUAGAUGCCACAGAAAAAAAUCUGAUAUCAUUAGGCUCAGGAUCUGAUUCUGAAGAAGAUGAAGAAGAUAAAUCAAUGUUUGGCGAAGAUGAUAAAGAUUAUUAUGAACAAUUGGUAAAACAAUUAUUGAAAAUAAAUAUUAUUCUAUGUUAUUUUUAACCUUUUUUUUUUAGGAAAUUAAUGUAGAAGAUGAAAAAGCAUUAGAAAUGUUCAUGUCUAAAAACCCUGAAACUCGAUUGACUUUGGGGGAUAUGAUCAUGGAAAAAAUUACUGAAAAACAAACUGAAAUACAAACUCAAUUUACAGAUGCUGAAAGUAGGAUUAUAAUAUUAUUAAUGUUAGAUUUCUCAACAUAAGUUUAGACACUUUACAUCCUUAUUGUGUCUGUCCGUAAUAUUAAAACUGUGAUAAUAUUAGAAGUACUUAAAGAAUUAAAAAAUACCUUGUCAACUAUUUACAAAAUUAAAAAUUUUAAGUUUAUUUAUGUUAUUCCCCUUAAGUAAAAUCUACUAGGUUACCAAAUUCUUUCUAAAUUAUGUAUGAAACUAUAGUUUAUUGUUUAAAAUAAGUUUAGAAACUGAGAACUUAAGCUCGCUCGUAGAGUGCACUUUCCUAAUUUAUUUCUAUCUAUAAAGCUGCAUUUAUUAAUUAACUCUAACUCAUAAGCCUGUAAAAAAAAAUACUUAAAUACCUAGUGGUUGAUAUCAUUAAAUAAAAUAAUCAACAUAAAAAGUUAAAGAAACAUUUUAAUAGUAUAUAUAUUAUAUUUACCAUUUUCCGUAACAUUGCUCAUUGUUGUUUUAUACUGUUUCGUAUGGCAAAAAUAGGUUAAAUGUUCUGUAAUUGUUUGUUAAAUUUAUGCUGUGAAUGAAAUUACAAAUUAUAUUAGAAAAAUUCACUACCUUGUGAUUUACCACUAAAACUAAAUUUGAAUUAUUAUUAUUUUAAGAACAAUUGGUAUUUUAUAUAAUUUAUAAUUUAUAGGUCUUCAAUUGCAAGAUGUUGAUCCGCGAGUAGUGCAGAUGUAUAAAGGUGUUAAACAAGUAUUGAGUACUUAUCGAAGUGGCAAAUUGCCUAAAGCAUUUAAACUAAUUCCAAAAUUAAGGAACUGGGAACAAAUAUUGUACAUUACUGGUUAGUUGCUAGUGUGUUUUUCAACAGUAUUAAGUAUUAUAUCAUUUGUCCAUUUAUUUAUUUUUCCUUUUAGAGCCUUCUACAUGGAGUGCUGCAGCGAUGUAUCAGGGAGUUCGUAUAUUUGCAUCUAAUUUGAAAGAAAACAUGGCCCAAAGAUUUUACAAUCUUGUUUUAUUACCUAGAAUAAGAGAUGAUAUUGAUGAAUACAAGAAAUUAAAUUUUCAUCUUUAUCAAGCAUUAAAAAAGUCUUUAUUCAAACCUGGUGCUUUCAUGAAAGGAAUACUGAUACCAUUAUGCGAAGUAUGUGUAUGCAGCUAAUUUAUACAUUUCAGUUUCAUUUUGUAUAUUUUUUUUUUUAGAGUGGCACUUGUACUUUACGAGAGGCAAUCAUUAUUGGAUCAAUAGUAGGAAAAAAUUCCAUCCCAAUGUUGCAUUCAGCAGCAGCUAUAUUGAAAUUAGCUGAAAUGGAUUAUAAUGGAGCUACAUCAAUAUUUCUUAGAAUUCUUUUUGAUAAAAAAUAUGCUCUUCCAUAUAGAGUUGUGGAUGCAGUUGUUUUCCAUUUUCUUGGGUAAAAUUAAAUUAACUUUAUUAUCUUUAUAUAAUAAUAUUAUAGCAAAUAAUAGUUGUUACUAUUUUUUAAAUUAGAUUUGAACAUGAUCCCAGAGAAAUGCCAGUUCUAUGGCACCAGUCGUUUUUAACUUUCGUUCAACGUUAUAAAACAGAUAUAAGCUCAGAGCAGAAAAAAGCACUAUUAAAGUUACUAAGAUCAAAAUCGCAUCCAAUUAUUACACCAGACAUACGUCGCGAGUUAGAAAGCUCCACAUGUAGAGAUAUUGAAAUGUCCGAGCCUCUGUAAUGACUAUGUUGAAAAUAAUUUCUUUUAUAUUAUGUUAAAUUUGACAAUUUUGUCUUAUAAAAUAAAAACAUAUUUGUACACAACAAUUUUUUACAUCCAAUAUGUAUUAUUUUUGUAAUUAAUGGAAAUCUUAAAAAUUAACAGUUAAU
This is a messenger RNA of Cinara cedri, 2916 nucleotides long. NCBI's taxonomy places the organism in Eukaryota, Metazoa, Arthropoda, Insecta, Hemiptera, Aphididae. The record is from the annotation of a GenBank genome assembly.